Molecule: messenger RNA, 1611 nt
Organism: Octodon degus (degu)
Lineage: Eukaryota; Metazoa; Chordata; Mammalia; Rodentia; Octodontidae
Gene: B4galt5
Product: beta-1,4-galactosyltransferase 5
Exons: 9
Coding region: 100-1134 (344 amino acids)
Biological process (GO): carbohydrate metabolic process; glycoprotein biosynthetic process
Molecular function (GO): UDP-galactose:glucosylceramide beta-1,4-galactosyltransferase activity
Source: RefSeq, a predicted model, not a curated record
CGCCGCUCGGUGCUCGCCGCGCUCGUCUUCUUCUGGCUGUCGUCCUCGCUGCUCUACUUCGUCUAUGUGGCGCCCGGCAGAGUGAACACCUACUUCUUCAUGAUGCAGGCUCAAGGCAUCCUGCUGCGGGACAACGUGAGGACAAUAGGAGCCCAGGUGUAUGAGCAGGUGGUUCGCAGUGCUUACGCCAAGAGAAACAGCAGCCUGAACGACUCAGAUUAUCCUCUUGACUUGAACCACAGCGAGUCCUUCCUCCAAACCACAACGUUCCUUCCCGAAGACUUCACCUACUUCGCGAACCGCCCCUGCCCAGAGCGGCUCCCUUCCAUGAAGGGCCCAAUAGACAUAAAUAUGAGUGAAAUCGGAAUGGAUGACAUCCAUGAACUCUUCUCCAGAGACCCAGCCAUCAAGCUUGGAGGGCACUGGAAGCCUUCGGAUUGCGUGCCUCGAUGGAAGGUGGCCAUCCUCAUCCCCUUCCGGAACCGUCAUGAGCACCUCCCGGUCCUGUUCAGACACCUGAUCCCCAUGCUCCAGCGGCAGCGCUUGCAGUUUGCAUUUUAUGUGGUUGAGCAAGUUGGUACUCAGCCCUUUAAUCGAGCCAUGCUUUUUAACGUUGGUUUUCAAGAAGCAAUGAAGGACUUAGAUUGGGACUGUCUGAUCUUCCAUGAUGUGGAUCACAUCCCAGAAAGUGAUCGCAACUAUUACGGGUGUGGACAGAUGCCCAGACACUUUGCAACUAAAUUGGAUAAGUAUAUGUAUCUGCUUCCUUAUGCUGAGUUCUUCGGUGGAGUGAGUGGCUUAACAGUGGAACAGUUUCGAAAAAUCAAUGGCUUUCCUAAUGCUUUCUGGGGCUGGGGCGGAGAAGACGAUGACCUCUGGAACAGGGUACAGAAUGCAGGCUAUUCUGUGAGCCGGCCCGAAGGAGACACAGGGAAAUACAAGUCCAUUCCUCAUCACCACAGAGGGGAAGUCCAGUUUCUUGGAAGGUACGCCCUGCUGAGGAAGUCCAAGGAGCGGCAGGGGCUGGACGGCCUCAACAACCUGAACUACUUCGCAAACAUCACGUACGACGCCUUGUAUAAGAACAUCACUGUCAACUUGACACCCGAGCUGGCUCAGGUGAACGAGUACUGAGGGGAGAGAAGCGCGAGGGCUUCGCCGCCACCACCACAGAACAAAGCUGGUGACCUGUCUGGGAGGGUCUCCACAGACUAGAAACACAGUCUCAUGAAGGACCACAGGGUUCCAGGGAAAACUUGUGACACAGUACACGCACAAACGCCUUCACUGUCGGACCUGCCGGGCCCGAGGGGUCAUCUCUGGAUGCUCCUCGUCAGCACUGGCUUUUUGUUUCCACGAGAUAGACGUCUGUCCUGCUGCGCUCUCCCCAUCUCCCACCUCGGCGCCCCAUCUUCACCACACUCUCCAGAACCCGUGACAGGCAGGAGCCGCCCCAGGCUGUCAUGGGCUGCCACUGCGAACGCCUUUGGAGCCCAGGGCAGUGCCAGCCCAGGCAGCUGCGCGCCAGGAACCGAUGGACUCCGCACCAUUCUUUGCAUCUCUGGUGUUCUCUUUGGUUUCAUUUUUUAAAAAAGUACCUGCUUUGGGUGG